This is a messenger RNA of Chenopodium quinoa (quinoa), 1553 nucleotides long. RefSeq names its product nucleolar protein 58-like. The record is from RefSeq and is a predicted model, not a curated record. NCBI's taxonomy places the organism in Eukaryota, Viridiplantae, Streptophyta, Magnoliopsida, Caryophyllales, Amaranthaceae. Bases 590 to 1183 code for a protein of 197 amino acids. The transcript has 3 exons. Gene Ontology annotation, cellular component: nucleus.
AUUUAAUUAAGUUCCUCGUCGGGUUUUCAUGGAUCGAUUGGAAAUUAGGCAUUAAUCAUUCAGGCGUAUGUGGUUGGAUUUUGAGUUGAACAGGGUCACUUUUCAAUUCUAAAAAGUUGGAUUCGAAGUGGUUAAGUUUUCACUUUUUUUUUUUCUUUAGGCACUAAUCAUUCAGGCGUCUGUGGUUGGAUUUUGAGUUGAACAAGGUCACUUUUCAAUUCUAAAAAGUCGGGUUCGAAGUGGUUAAGUUCUCACUCUUUUUUUUUUAGGCACUAAUCAUUCAGGCAUAUGUGGUUGGAUUUUGAGUUGAAAAGGUCACUUUUCAAUUCUAAAAAGUGUGGGUUCGAAGUGGUUAAAUUCUCGCCUUUUUUUUUUUUUUUUUUUUUUUUUUUAAAGAAGGUCAGGUUCUCAUUUGAUCGGGUAGGUUUGGGUUAAAAAAUACACUCAAGCAAUUGGUGUCUUCUACAUUGUGCCCUUCUUCAACCCUUCAAUAACAUAACACCAACAAUCCUGCAAAUUAGGGUUUAUCUUCACUGAAAAUAUUGGGCAUUUCUACUAAUUCUCUCUCAUAUUUUGUUGAAUUCGGACGAUGAAGAACGCUAAUUUCAAAAAAAACGAUUCCGGAGAAAGAGGUGGCUUCAAUCUCAAUAACAAAAUGAACAACAACAACAACAGUAAGAUUAAGAUGAAGAAAAAUAUGCAGAGAUUGGGAGGCACUGGUCUUUCUCUUGAAGCAUUUGCCAAUGCUAAAUCCAGACAGAAUUCAUAUAAUCCUGCUUUGUUAAAGAAGAAAAGGGAAUUUUACACGAAUGCCAAACAUGUAAGCAAGUACAAGAAAUUGCUGAAGCAACAAAAUCAACCUAAUGAUAAAUCCGUAUCUGUUGAACCUGUUGAGGCGAAUGAUGGUGGUGCUGGUGAGACAAGCAAGGAAGACAAGAAAAACAAAAAGGGAUCAUACAGUUUGCAAGAGUUGUAUGUGAAGAAACAUGAAGAACAGGAGAAAGCAAGGAUGGAAAGGGAAGCCUUCUAUAAAGCAAAAAAGGAAGAAAAGGAAAAGGCUGAAUCCCGCAGGAAAGAUUUACGGGAAAAGAUGUUUAAACGAACACGGAAAGGUCAGCCUGUCAUGAAAUACAGAAUUGAGCACAUAUUGGAGACCUUGCAGGGUUCUACUUCAACAUCAUAGUUUUCUGCUUUUUGAAUGGAGCUUCUAACUGCAAAAAACCGAAUGAUGGAUUAGCUCCUCUGUUCAUUUGAUGUAUCUCUGUGUCUAGAGGGACAUGAUGAUACAAGUCAUUUUAGUUGAUUCUGGGAGAUGUGAUGCUCUGUUGUAGUUAGAUUAUCAGUUCCUGACCUUGUAAAAUUUUGCUCUAUAAUGCAUAGCAAAUUACACAAAUUAGGACCAAUCUUUAUUUUUAUUUUUUUUUAAUUGUCCUUUCAAUGAGUUUCAAUAUCCUUGAAUAGUAAUAUUUUAAUAGGAUAAGAAAGAAAGACUUAUUCGAUGGUGUAAUCCUUCAAUUUCAGCAUUCUUUGAAAUGGCAGCUCCUUUAUAGUAA